This is a messenger RNA of Anopheles bellator, 969 nucleotides long. RefSeq names its product cyclin-dependent kinase 2 (gene Cdk2). Gene Ontology annotation, molecular function: cyclin binding; cyclin-dependent protein serine/threonine kinase activity; ATP binding. The transcript has 2 exons. The coding region runs from base 69 to 962 and encodes 297 amino acids. Gene Ontology annotation, biological process: regulation of gene expression; protein phosphorylation; regulation of G2/M transition of mitotic cell cycle. Gene Ontology annotation, cellular component: cyclin-dependent protein kinase holoenzyme complex; nucleus; cytoplasm. NCBI's taxonomy places the organism in Eukaryota, Metazoa, Arthropoda, Insecta, Diptera, Culicidae. The record is from RefSeq and is a predicted model, not a curated record.
UUUGGCUGGUGUGAAAUAGCCAAGAUAAGCGAACAUUGCCCACGAACGUGACAAGUGGCAGUAAAAUAAUGCAGAAAGUAGGAAACUUUGACAAGCUGGAGAAGAUCGGCGAAGGCACGUACGGUGUGGUUUACAAAGCGACAGACAUAUCAAAGCAAAAAUGCAUCGCUCUCAAACGCAUCCGUUUGGACAGCGAAACAGAAGGUGUUCCAUCAACAGCGAUGCGUGAAAUUUCGUUAUUGAAAGGCUUGAAACAUCAUACGAUCGUGGAGCUAUACGAUGUAGCCAUAAUUGACACUAGCAUCUACAUGAUCUUCGAGUACUUGGAUAUGGACCUUAAGAAGAUGCUCGAUCGCCACAAGAACUGCUUCAGCCCAAUGCUUGUGAAAAGUUAUAUGCACCAGAUGCUCGACGCCAUCGCCACCUGCCACCUGCACCGAAUUCUACAUCGCGACCUGAAGCCCCAAAACCUCCUGGUCGAUCGUAAAGGUCAUUUAAAGCUUGCCGAUUUCGGACUAGCACGUGCGGUCAACUUUCCCAUACGGGUGUACACACACGAGAUCGUCACACUAUGGUACCGGUCGCCCGAGAUUCUGCUGGGGACCAAAUUCUACUGUGUUGGUGUGGACACGUGGAGUCUGGGUUGUAUCUUCGCCGAAAUGAUCCUUAAACGGCCACUUUUUCCGGGCGACAGCGAGAUCGACCAGCUGUACAAAAUCUUUCGCCAACUGGGUACGCCAACCGAAAAUAUUUGGCCCGGUGUUUCCCAUUUGGCCGACUACAAGCGGAGCUUCCCGAAGUGGCAUCCGAACCCGUUGCCCAUGGAAUUGCAGAGCAAUGCCGAGGCGCACGCACUGUUUUGCGACCUGAUGCGUUACGACCCAACGGCUCGUUUGUCGCCGAAAGAUGCCAUGAGCCACCCAUUCUUUGAUGAUGUGAUGCUGAUUCCGCCGGAGCUAUAGGGCAACG